AUGUGCGCUCAGCCGCCGGUCCUUCCUCAGAGCCUCCCACCGCCUCCGCCACACUUCGGGGAGCUUCGCGGCCCAAAGCAAAGUCGCCGGGCGACAUGCCCGGCUCUGAAGACACGGCGGCAAGAUUCAAUGUACGAGCCUUGUGUGGGUCAAGCUCACCCCUCUCCUCCCUCCACUGGCUGCCAUCCGAUGGAGAGAUCCCUCCCUAAGGGAAGCAUCUAUGACCAGCCGAUGCAGUACAUGAUCGUUCUGCCGGAAUCACAAACCUCGCAUGGACGAAGUUCAAGCAAGAGGUCGCAGAUCAGGCUGGGACAAAGCGGCGGGCCCGAAGGGAGUUUGGAGCCGCGGGGCAGCCCAUCCAGAAGACAGCACCUGCAGAGCAUGCUGGAAGAGAAGUCCGACACGUUAGACGGCCUGGCCUCCCAGCGGAGCGGGGCUCACAGCCAAAAGAGUCUCGACAGGGGCAGCUCAGCACGUCACAGCGAGGCAGCGGAACGCAGCGUACAGAACUCUGAUGCCGGUUCCUUGGGACGCCGAUCGAGCAUUGUGGAGGAGAAGCGGUUGCAGCAACGGCAAUGGCACCAGCAGCUUCAAAAAGCCCGCCAGCUGGAAGAAUCCGAGAGCCAACUUCGGCGACAAGAGGAGCGUUCUCGUGCGGACCAGUGGAGUGAGCGGAAGCUUCAGGAGGAGCAGCUGAGAUCGAAAGAGUGCCAAAUUCAAGACGUCCACCAAAGGCUGCGCAGACCAGCUCGGGAUGCAUUGGCCAAAGAACCUGAGGCCGCAGAAGUGACAGCCAGCAUGGACCUGGUGCAGCUGACCUCUUCCAUCGUGGAGCCUCCCAGCACAAGAUCCGAUGAGCAGUUUGCCAGCGGAACUCAGGAAAACUCGGAGCGUUGUGCAGAUCGACGAGCUGGCCGCCAGACCUUGCAUAGCUGCCGAAUCCUCGGUGUGUCGCCAGAUGAUGGCCCGGAUUUCAUUCAGCAGCAGUACCGGCGUGGUGCUCUAAAACGCCAUCCGGACAAAGGUGGAAGCCACGACCAAUUCACACAGCUGCAAGCCGCCCGAGAUUACAUGGAGGCACGGCAAUCUGCGCACGGCGACGACAUGGGCGGAGCGAGGAGCCUGCAGGGAGAUCAGCGUGGUGGCUUGGGGCGUCUAAAGCCUCCUGCGGAGGUUUCGCGAGCCCAGCCGCCGGCACCAGAGUCAGUCAAGGAGAUGGCUGCUAUCACUUUGUGCGCAUCGCCACCGCUUAGCACAAGUAGUGCGGGCUCGCUACCACUGGGUGCCAGGUCCGCCAGCUUGGAUCUCGGCACGACACCGGUUCCGGUCCAGGAGCUCAUGGUCAGGCAAGAGCGAACGAUCAACUUGAACCCCGACCCGCCGCCAUACCCGAUCAGUGCAGCCUGCUCGAGCUUGAUAAAAGCAGCCCCGUCUACGACUCGAAAGGCAAACGAAGCCUGCGAGAUGAUGCUGGAUUUAACGGGGGAGGUGCCGGUGCACAUCCCUUUCAGCCAGUCUGGUGGGCGCCAGAAUGCCGUCGCCAGUGCCGUCGCCCACGCUCCGGACCCGCCCCUGGCACCUUCAGAGUCAGUUUCCGAGAGCUGGGAUCCUGAGUCAGAGGACAUCUCCGACUCGAGUGAAACUAUUCGAGCAGCCGCCAGCUCUCAGCAGGUGAACCACAGUUUGCGGCGUGGAGUGGCAUCGGUGUCGCAGAAGGCCGAAAGCUCGGUGGCUUUGCCGCCUGCGCCGGAGGCAAAGGUCCCUGUUCUGGACCAUGAUGAGCAUCCACAUCGGCAUCGACCUUCCUCCAGAGCGAGUCAGGCGUCGUCGAGUGAGGAGGCAAGCCAUGGAUCCCAGCGACAAUCUCCUGGCUGGCACACGAUUGAUAGCUGCGAAGUGCUGGGAGUAACUCCAGACGAUGGGUAUGAAUCGAUACAGAAGAACUACCGGCAGCAAGCCCUUCGACACCACCCGGACAAGGGUGGCCGUGCUUCUCUCUUCCGACAGCUGCACGAUGCUCGAGAUUACCUUUCUUCCAAGCAGCCGGCGCGGUGGCAACGGCCAGCCCACUCAGAGAGCAGGCCUCAUCAGCCACCAGCCACUAGCCGUGCGCGCAAGACCUCCUCUCAAGCUAUGCCAGAGGUUCAAGAACCCCUCUGCUCAGCUGCGCGAGAGAAAGCGCCCAGCGACCACAGCAGCUUCGAUACCGUGGAGAUCAAGUCCCGGCGAUGGCAGCGCAUGACCGGAUCAACGGUAUGCCCGCAAUCUCCACGGAAUACGAGCUCUUCACUGUCUGAUGAUGGCACGUUGGGACAUCCCUCACCCGUUUCGGGACAACUGCAGCAGGCCUUCCUUCCGGUGCCUGGGUACUAUGACGACCGUGGAGUGUCUCCUCGAGGCCCAGCGGCAGAGGCUCCGGUUCGAGCUGCUCCGAGGCAGGGAGGUCACAGCGUUCGCUGGGAAGGCAGCUUCUCUCCGCAAGCUCGUGCACCCGAGGCGUGGUCGGAUCGAAGCGCAUGCAGCCGACAAGCCCUGGAGUCGAGCGCGCACGCUCACUUGAGAAACAUGGAUGCACACUGUGCUGCGCUGACAGACACAUACCAUCGCUUGGCGAGCCUGCAUGGAGAGCUUGGUCAAGUGUUUAUGGACCUGCAGCACGCUUGGGGACCUUUGCAUGACGAGGCGGCUCCAGUCUAG
This is a messenger RNA of Symbiodinium sp. CCMP2456, 2697 nucleotides long. NCBI's taxonomy places the organism in Eukaryota, Dinophyceae, Suessiales, Symbiodiniaceae. The record is from the annotation of a GenBank genome assembly.